Messenger RNA from [Torrubiella] hemipterigena, 2853 nucleotides. Lineage: Eukaryota; Fungi; Ascomycota; Sordariomycetes; Hypocreales; Clavicipitaceae. The record is from the annotation of a GenBank genome assembly.
AUGCGAUCCAUUUCCGUGGUACUCUCUACUAUUCUAACAGCAACUUACGCGCUGCCGUCAGCCGACAAGAUCUCUCCUGAUACCAUUAACAUCGGCUUCGAUGACCCUGAAUAUGGUAAACAUGCUUUGACUAUGGAGAAGCUUAUGCAAGAGAAACUUCGAUUCUGGCAGGAAAUGGAGGAUAUUGGAGGUUUCAACGAUACAUAUGAGGCUUCUGGGUCAAAGGCUUGCUCAGGCGGCAAAGCUGGUGAAUACAAGUGCAGCAACAUCGACCUCAUGAGCUUCCUACCCCAUUCUAGCCUGGGUGGCAAGAGCGCGAAGGGCAAUGAUGUCUGGGGCUGGACAUCACCUGAUGGCCGUGAAUUUGGCGUUGUUUGCCAGUGGGAUGGAACGGCUUUUGUCGAAGUUAAGAAGGAUGGCAGCAUGGUCUAUCUCGGCCGAUUGAAUUCCCAGGCAGGAGCAUCACAGUGGCGCGAUGCAAAGGUUAUCGCCGAUCACGCCUACAUUGGUGCCGAAUCCAGUGGCUCUGGUAUGCAGAUUUUUGACCUCAAGCAGCUCCUUGACAUCAAACCGGAUGCCCCAAAGAUAUGGGCGAAGGAAGAUGUUGUUUUGUUCAAGGAAUUUGGAAACUCUCACAACAUUGUCGCCAACCCCGCAACACACACCAUCUUUGCAGCCGGCACGGGCAAGGAUCUCAAGUGCAAGGGCGGUCUCUGGAUGGUCGAUGUCAAGGAUCCCAAGAACCCCAAGGAUGCAGGCUGUGUCGCUGAAGAUGGCUACACUCACGAUGCUGAUUGUGUCAUCUACAAUGGGCCACACAAGCAAUAUCAAGGUCGGGAAAUCUGCUUCAACUACAACGAAAAGCAGCUGGCCAUCUUUGAUGUUACGGAGCGCUCCAAGCCUAAAAUGUUGUCGAGAAUGACAUACAAAGACGCUGUUUACUGCCACCAGGGCUGGAUCAUUGACCCCGAAAUGAAGUAUCUCGCGUUUGAUGACGAGGCUGAUGAGAACUUCGGCUGGGGCCCUGCGAAGGGCGGCAAGACCAUUACAUACAUUGUUGACAUCCAGGAUCUGACUGCUCCCAAGAUUACUGGCUACUUCCAGUCUUCGCAAAAGGCGAGCGACCACAAUCUGUACUCCAUCGGUGGCAUUGUGUACCAGUCCAACUACGGUGCAGGUCUUCGUGUUAUUGACAUGCGUUCCGUUGUGGAAGACCCGACCGGCAAGAAGUUCCAGGAAAUUGGCUACUUUGAUGUUAGACCUGAAGACGAUGCUGAGGGAGGCAAGCCAGGCUACGUCGCCGCUUGGUCUGUCUAUCCUUUCUUCAAAAGUGGUCAUAUUUUGAUCAACAGUAUCGAACGUGGUAUCUUCUCCGUUAAAAUGAGAAGUUAAAUGAAAGCUAGUACGAAUGUCCGCGAAAGGACUGCGAAGUCAGCAGAGAACAUGACAGUUUAUCUUGUCUGAGAUUACUCCAAAUUGAAUAUAAGUUAUAUAUUUAUCUGUGAAUAUUUUGCGGGGAUUUUAUAAACACUCUUACACUUAAUUUAUCAAUAGCAGAGUAGGCGUGAAUUGAUCCUCUCCUCACACUCUAUCUGGCUUGCCAGCUCUAGUGUAAGCCGAACUCCAGUUCGUGCAUAGCCAUAAUAUGCCGGCACAGUUGUGCUCCGCCACGUUUAAGCGCCCACUGGACCUCCCAAGAUGCACGCCGAGCAAACCGUAAUAUAUUCAAAGAAGCAAAGUCCAGAGGCAGACGGGCAGCUACUGCAAACCCACAAUUAGUUUGUUAACGGUUCAACGCCUGGGAUCUACUUGUCGGAAUUCGGCACGGGAAACGUCCACAGGUGUAUGUGGUCGAUGGGGGCUGUGCAAGUGCUGGCAAAUCAGAUCCAGCGAGCAAGCGCCGAUGGUCCAGAUGCAUGUCAUACACGCCCUGAUAGGCCAUUGAACCUUGCAACUGCGAAGCGAUUCUACGAAAACCCAGCAUCUAUGUAUACUAUAACUCGGCUCCUUUGGUAGAGCAUAGCCACGCUCCUGCACGUAGCAGCGGCUCACGGCCGGGAUAUGGAUGCCGGGGGCUUGUGUCGUUUGUUCUUGCGUGAGAGCCGGGACGUGACAUAUAACUGUCCCCCAGAGCCUUCUCAUUAUUCUAAUACAUCCAAUUCUACAGACCAAAUCUUUUAAUCUUAUUUUUGUCAAAUAUUCCCAAGAUCCAUCACACACAUACACCAUGGGCCUCGUGAAAGACGCUCUCAAGCUUAUUGCCAUUCCCGUUAUUGUGGCGGUGGUCGUGAUCGCCGCCGCCCUGUUCAUUUUCUGCUGGCGUAGAAGGCGUGCAGCACAGAAAGACCUGGAAAAGGCUGCCGCUGAGCGACCGGCCUACAUCUGUCCUCCACAACCACCACCAAAUCACGCGUACAGUGGCAUGCAACCGAGCGAAGUGACCCAACCACCGCAAUACUAUGCUCCCCCCAAGUGAGCAGCCAAUCUUGGGCCAUAUCUGACAAUGGGCAAUCGAAUCAACGACGACUGUCGCGGGCGACGGUAUUGUGUACAGCAUGGACGGCGAUGGGAUGUUGAGGAAUGCCGCCAGAUUUCAUGGUGCUAUUUUUUUAUCUGGGCCUUUAAUGGAGUCAUUUGCAUAUUGCAUUUUAUUUAUAGAGCAUGAUUUAUGAAAUAUUCCAUUUAACUGUCUAUGAACCUCGAACAGUAUUGGUAGUUGUGAUGUCGUCGGGUGUGGUGGCGCCAGCCUUGAUCGGAAAUAUUUCGACCUUCGUGGCUCCUGCAACACUACAGAUGAUCUUCGUCUUGCUUUAUAAAUACGAUCCAAAAUGAUACCUUAGAUUCGACGAAGUG